This is a messenger RNA of Lepus europaeus (European hare), 8681 nucleotides long. RefSeq names its product ganglioside induced differentiation associated protein 2 (gene GDAP2). Bases 244 to 1737 code for a protein of 497 amino acids. The transcript is spliced from 14 exons. Lineage: Eukaryota; Metazoa; Chordata; Mammalia; Lagomorpha; Leporidae. The record is from RefSeq and is a predicted model, not a curated record.
AAGCCGGUGUUUCACGGCGCAGAGCGUUUGCAGCUGGUCAUUCCAGCCUCCUGGGACUCUGACUCGCGUUCGCCGCCGCGCCUCUGCUGAGGGUUGUCCCGAGAUGUCAUUCGGCCGCCAUCUGCGAGGAGCUUAACCCGGCGCACCUGCCGCCCGGAUGGGACCGCCGGAGUGCUCUGAAGUCUCCAGUGAAUAUUGAGUGGCUGAGGAAUUUGAGAAAAAGCAAGACGAAGUUCCCAUUCCAUGGAUCCCUUGGGUGCACCUUCCCAGUUUGUGGAUGUGGAUACUCUACUCAGCUGGGGUGACUUGUGUGAAGAUGAAUUAAAUUCUUCUGAUACUGCAACUCAAACUGUUCCAGAAGACACUAUUCGUUCACCUUUUCUUUAUAAUAAGGAUAUCAAUGGAAAAGUGGUUCUUUGGAAAGGAGAUGUGGCAUUACUCAACUGUACAGCCAUUGUGAAUACCAGCAAUGAAAGCCUCACAGAUAAGAAUCCUGUGUCGGAAAGUAUCUUCAUGCUUGCAGGGCCUGAUUUGAAGGAGGACCUUCAGAAACUUAAAGGUUGCCGAACAGGUGAAGCCAAAUUGACAAAAGGAUUCAACCUGGCUGCCCGGUUCAUCAUUCACACAGUGGGACCUAAAUAUAAGAGCCGCUAUCGCACAGCAGCUGAGAGCUCCCUGUACAGCUGCUACAGAAAUGUACUUCAGCUGGCAAAAGAGCAGUCAAUGUCUUCCGUUGGAUUCUGUGUCAUCAAUUCUGCAAAACGAGGUUAUCCUUUGGAAGACGCAACACACAUAGCGCUUCGCACUGUAAGGAGAUUUCUAGAGAUUCAUGGAGAAACCAUUGAAAAGGUCGUAUUUGCUGUCUCUGAACUUGAAGAGGCUACUUACCAAAAGCUGCUACCUCUGUACUUCCCAAGGUCAUUGAAGGAGGAGAGUCGAUCAUUGCCCUUCCUACCUGCAGAUAUUGGAAAUGCAGAAGGGGAGCCUGUGGUACCUGAACGGCAGAUCAGAAUCAGUGAAAAGCCUGGUGCUCCGGAGGACAACCAAGAAGAAGAGGAUGAAGGCUUGGGAGUUGAUCUCUCUUUCAUUGGCUCUCAUGCUUUUGCUCGAAUGGAAGGAGAUAUUGAUAAGCAAAGAAAACUAAUCCUACAGGGACAAUUAUCAGAGGCAGCACUGCAGAAGCAGCAUCAAAGAAAUUAUAAUCGUUGGCUAUGUCAAGCAAGAUCUGAGGAUCUGUCUGAUAUUGCGUCCCUAAAAGCCUUAUACCAAACAGGUGUUGAUAACUGUGGUCGCACAGUGAUGGUGGUGGUUGGAAGAAACAUUCCUGUAACAUUAAUAGAUAUGGACAAGGCUCUCUUAUACUUCAUCCAUGUAAUGGAUCACAUUGCUGUGAAGGAAUAUGUGUUAGUGUAUUUUCACACACUGACCAGCGAGUACAAUCACCUGGACUCUGACUUCCUGAAGAAACUCUACGAUAUUGUUGAUGUCAAGUACAAGAGGAAUUUGAAGGCUGUUUAUUUUGUCCAUCCAACAUUUCGUUCGAAGGUAUCCACAUGGUUUUUCACCACCUUUGCUGUCUCAGGACUGAAGAACAAAAUCCACCACGUGGACAGCCUCCACCAGCUGUUUUCUGCCAUAUCACCAGAGCAGAUCGACUUUCCUCCCUUUGUCCUCGAAUAUGACGCCAGGGAAAACGGGCCUUACUAUCCAUCUUACCCCCCAUCACCGGAUUUGUGACCUGCCAGCUGUCAGUGCUUCUUGAUUCCAAGGAUGCCACUUCCGCCGCAGAUCACUACCUACUGAAGUGAUGCUCAUUUUUCCUGUACAGAUCCAGAGAGCCUUUUGUCCCCACCUCUCUGGUAUUUUUUUAUUGACUGUAUAUUUUCUGGCACAUAAGCAAUCUGAAAAUGGUAGGCCAUUCUGAACUGCACACAUUUUAAAUUUGUAUAUUUGUAUCAAAUGGAAAUGUUCAUUUUUAGAGUGUUGUUAAUAGAAACUGGGGAGCAACUUUUGAGUAUCUUCAGUUUUCUGAGGGACACUGGAUUCUGCAGUAGACAAGCCACCGAUUUUAUUCAUGUCAUCUCUUUAACAUUGCACGCUUCCUUUGUGUACUUAAGUGUUUCUUGAAAUAUAUGGAACCAAUGUAUGCUGGCCAGAUGCAUUGUUUGCUUCGAUCCUGGUAUCAAUGCCAUUUAUAUUUCAUACAGGUAAUUUGGUUAUGAUACAAGAUAAUUAUCGAGAACCAAGAUGUGAAAAUGUAACUGUUCAAAAACAUCAACAUCAUUAGCAAAAUAUAGAACUUGUAAAUUUUACUGCACAAGUUGAGACUGAGGUUUACAUACUAAAGUUCCUGGGAUUGUGUGAUUUUUUUUUGUUUUGUUUUGUUUUACCACUGUUCAGAUCUCAGCCUGGUGGGGCAACAAGAAUUGCAUUUUCACCAUUUCCCCCACAAUCAUGGAUGAGAUCUCAUGGAUUUGUGCAGAAGGUUUGCACGUGCUAGUACUACAUGAAGAGCAUCUCCCAAGGCCCCGUUCCUGAGCCUAUGCUAUCUUCCCAGACUCAUAAAUUGUUUUGUUUGGCUCUCAGGGCCACUACCUCUAAGGACAUUUCAUAGCAAUAUCUCUUGAGUUGCCUGCAUCAGUAUGAAGGAAGCAUGUUGCUGUGAGAACAAGUCCAGGGACCUGAUAAUUCACUUUUGUCCAAACCAAUUUGCCACCCAGUCUCUAUUUGUGCCUUAGGUUACUUAUGAGUGCAAUUUAGAAUUAUGCUACCUACCUCACAGAGGUAUCAUAGAGAUAGUGUUUAGAAAGGGCUUUGAUGCCUCUUGGGGAAAAAUGCUAAGGGAGUUUGUGUGGUGAGGGUCUUCAGUUAAUUUUUAAAUGGGAACCAGUAUACAUGAGUGAGUGCCACAAAACACUGCUCUUGCCCUUGGCACCUUUUGAGUGUUUUUUUUUUAUUUGUGGGGACAAAGAACUGUUAGUGCAAAAUCCCAACCCUGACCACCUCCUUCCUGCUUCAUCCAGAAUUUCUUCUGGCCCUCUCUCUGCCUGAUGCUGCACUUUAACAAGAGGCAUCUGUUAGCCAUUUCAAACAUUUCUUCUUGAAUUAAGCUCAAACUAUUACCAUUUCCAUCUGGGUGUAUUCAUACUGCUUGUGAUUCCUACACCCACCCAGCCACCCCUUCUCCCUUAUCCCAUUAUGUACAGUUGUAGUUCAGAGGAGACGAAGUGGAUCCCUUCUGUUCUGAUGCAGUUGGGAGCAACGGUUCCCAAGGUCCCAUCCCUCUCUGCCAAAACACUGUUCAAUGCACAUGAAAACACAUACUUCCCUUCAUGUGUAUUAGGGAAAUAGCCCACUAGUUGCGUUAGCCCUGUCCAGUAGUUACCCUUAUAAACAAAAAGGGGCCUCGCAUUUCUUAGAUAAGCAUUCUUAUCUUUUGCAUGUAUUCAACACAUUUCUUUGUGUCAUACAUCAAAACCACUUGUUCCUUAUGUAUGUAUACAUGUUGAGGACUUUGUGUUCUACUUCCUAGGUCGUCAGGUGCAGGCUGCCAGUUGAAUGUCAGGUGUUAAAGUUCCUCUCAAACAGUCCUCCUUUACCCUUGAGCCUUAAAGAUCUGAAAUAUUAACUUCAUCUUCUACACUCAAUUUUUAGCUCCUGUUUGAAGUAUUUUUUCACUAGGAGCAGCUAGAAAAUAUACCAGCUUUUCUUUGUAAAAGUGAGACUUGGCCACCUAAAAUUGGCAUCUGGCCUAAAGCAUUUCCACCAAAAACUAUUAAUAAAGACUGCAAGCUACUUUGCCAUUUGAAAGGAAGCCAAUUUAUGUUUGUAAUUUCUGAGAUGCAGUACUUUUGAAAGGUUAUUCCUUUGCUGUAUUCAUACCAGUAUAUUAAUAUUUAAUAAUGUAAGAAGAAUUCUACAUAUCCUGGGAUUCUAGUUCAGUUAAUAUCAUAGGGUUCAAAGGUGAUAUGGGACUAUAGGUACACAUCAACUGUAUUUCAUAAUGUAGUGGUUGACUAAAGGAAGAUAAGAGCCACCCAUCUCAGUGAAACUAAAUUUAAUAUGGGCCCAAGAUCAUGCUUUUAUCAUUCCCUAAAGUGUUUGUUACAUAAUGCAGUUGUUUCAGUGUAGUAAGUCCUAGAGGGUCAGCAUAGUGACCUUGAUACAGAAAUGAUUAACAUUCAGAAUGUAAGUGUCUUUGUCUUUGUUGAACAGUUGGAUAGCCUGGAUGAUACUUGCCAUUUUCAAGGACAUAUUAGAGGAUAAAGGGCUGACUGGCUAGAGAUGAGUACUAGCAUCUGAUGUUAAUGCAAAGUACUACCGAGUUCUUAAUUAAACUUUGGUCAUGCCAAAUGUGAGUUGAGUUGCUGAAGACACAACUUAACUUAAAAAUAUUAACUGAUUAAUUAAUUCAGGCAAGGAGCAAUGUGUUUUUUAAAACAAGUACACUUCUUUCAGCAUAUAUUUGGAUUCUUCUUAAUUCAUCAGUAUCCAAGUUCAAAUUGUUUAAUACAUGGAGAGAAAUUGUUAGAAUUUGAAGUAGUGGAUAGAGAAGAUUUAUAUGGUUCUAGGGACUGUGAAUUGAUUGUAUUAAAGUCUAAAAGGACUGCAAGACAACCUCCGAACACCUAAAGUUGACGUUAGGUAGAUUGUCUAUUGUAGUUCUGUUAAGUAAUCUACAUGCCCUGGAAUGCUUUAGCCAUAGUGGCACUAACUCAGCCUCAUGGCACGUGCUUGACUUUUUGGUUUGCUGUUGCCUGAGACCAUGGAAGAUAAAGGAGGGUUCUAUUUUUGCUGUGGUCAUUUUGGGUAAAAAAUCACAAACUUGGUGGCUUAAAAAGCAAAUAUUUGUUUGGAACAGGUUUGGAAUCUGGAAGGACCCUAGAGCAAGGUGCCAGCCUGUUUGCUUCCUGGUGAGGGCCCCUUUCCUGGUUUGCAGAUGGCCUCAUUUUUUGCAUAUCCUGGUAGGAGAGUUCUAAAGAGAUCAUCACUCCCUCCUGUCUCUUCUUACCAGAGCACUAAUCCCAUUCUCCAGGACUCUGUCCUCAUGACCUAAUAACCUCCCAAAGGUCCCCACUGCAAAAUAUCAGAAUGGGGAUGGGGGCUUUAGCGUAUGAAUUAGAGUGGGAGGGGUACACAGACAUUCAGUCUGUAGCAUACCUUUGACCUGUUUAUAUCACAGACCCAAAGAUGAUGAGGAUUUUCUAGUAGGCCUAACCAUAUAUACAAAUACAUGCACAUACAUACAUACAUAAUCUGCAUUGGUUUACAUUGUUUGAGUGUGAUUUCUAUGAACAUAGAACAACAAGGAAUAGUUCAAGCUUUGACCAAACUAGCCCUUAAACAUAUGGUAUCAAGAUCAUUUUAGCUAUUAACGGCUCUCUUGAAUAUUAACUUUAUUGUUUUUGUUUUUUAAGUACAGCAUGCCUUAAAUGGAUAAGGCCACUGGGAUCAAGAAGAAAUGCAUAGAUAUUCUGUAGGUGAAUUAUGCCAACAAAAUUAUAACUGCUGAAUAUGACCUGGUAUUUUUGUUGAACAGUAAAACUAAAACAUUUUGUAUACACUAUCACACUUUUUUUAUAAUGUGCUGUUUUGUUAGUGUAAGUACACAGUCAUAAAUUGAAGCAGGACUUUGUUGGAUCAGAUCUUAUGAGCUAAAGUAUUUAAAAGCUUAACAUAUGCCAAUGAUUUGAAUUGCUGUUGGACAAGAGACCUAAAACUGUUUUGACAACAUCUUAAAAUUGGUUUAUUCAAAAUUCAGCAAGCUUUUAUGAAUGCUUUUCAUUUCAAAACAUUUUUUGGUCUUUUUUUGUUCCAGCUAUUACAUUUUAUCUUUUAAUUUUUUAUUAACAUAAAGGAGCAGAUUUCAUGUAUUUGAUAGAUGCAGUUCUAAUUCUGUGUUAGAUGUUAAGCCCCUUUUAAAGAAGGUCCCAUUGUAUGCAAGCAUAACUCAUGAAGAGUUAAAUCAGCCAAGGGUAUUAUUAAAAUGCAGAUUCUGAUUCAACAUGUCUGGAGUGGCACCUGGGAUUCUCAAUUUCUAACUAGCUCUUGGGUGAUAUCAAUACUCCUAGUCCCCAGACCACACUUAGAAUAAAAGAGCUUAGACUAUAUUGAGCUUUCAUAUUUUGCCCAGGUCAGAAAAAGGAGACUGAACAACCAUUUCAAUAACUUCUGUGGGCAAGACAUUCUCACUUUGGUUAUUUCUUUUAAUCAUUCCAGAAGUCACGUGAGGUUGGUGGUGACCUACUGAAGACCUCAGGCCCCAGCAGUACAGUGUAGAGCAGAGUUUCUCAAACCUGCAACGUGCACAUCCCCUUUUAAUAAGAAAGAAAAAAAAAUUAGCCCCUUAGCUCAGUUUUUACUUGUCAUAUUUAUUAUGUUACCUAUCUCAACAUAAAGCCAGGUAUAAACUCUUUAUGCUUACACCUUUUACACAAGUAUAAAACGAAAACAAGUUUACAGAUUAGUGACAAGCAAAACUAUAAAACUUAUAAAUAAUAUAAAUAUAAAUAAAUUUAACAGUAAAUAUGGGUGGUGAUGUUUUUGGCAGAAUAAAGCUGUCGCCUGUGAUGUGGUUAUGAUGCUUCGUGCUGAGUGCAGACUCCCGUAGAUCAGCACACACACACUGCGGGGCGUUAUGUGGUGGCUCAGCCUUCCCCUUUGGCUCUGUUCAGACUAUUCCAUUGGUCCAGCGCCUAGUGAUGUUACUCAGGCUCCAUCUGGCACGAAUGCAUCAUUUCCCUAUUAAGUCAGCCUCUAUUCCUUCUACAGCGAAAGUGGAACUGAGCUCUAACGUGGAAGUGAAAACAUAUGCAAACCUAAACACUAAAAGUCCUGGCAAUAUUUGGUUUUAAGGCAAUUAUCCAGACAACUUGGAACAUAAAUAUUAGUUAUCUUAGAAUUCCUUAUUAACAUGAAAAAUGUUUAUUCUUAAAGUGCAUUUAUAGAGACCUUCUCAUGCUCCCAAUGCACACAUGUACUCCACAGGAUUUUUAAUGGACCUUAACAAUUUAAGAAGCAAAAAUGUAGUGGUUAGGAGCAUUGGUGCUUAAGUUCUGACACACUUGGGCUCAGACCUUGGGCAUGUUUCUCCUCCUUUCAGAACCUCAGUGUUUUUCAUGUGUUUAACAGGAAUAAUAAUAUCCAUUGAAUGAAGAGGCGGGAUAGAUGCAAUAAUGAUCAUAAAGCAUGGAUAGUAAAUAUUUAUAAAUGGCAGCUACCACUGCUUUGAUUAGAAAUAGUAAUAGCUCACACUUGAGGAUUUACUGUGUGCCUUGAACUUUACUAAGCUCUUUAUACUCAUAUUUGAUCUUGCAUAUAUGAUUGGUAGAAUCAGUAUUCAAAUCCAAGUCUGACUCCAAUGCUCAUACUCUUAAAACAAAAAAAAAAAAAAACCUGAAAUAUAACAUCAACAUGAGUUGCUUAUUUUACAAGUUUUUUAAAUUGUAUUUUCUCAAAAUAUUUAUUAUAAAAUGAAUGCUGUCUCUCUAGAGAGGAAAAUGGUUACAUUUCCUUUUAAUAACUGUGUGAUGUGCUGGUAUUCAAAUGAAAUAAAUACAAGUGAUUUCAAGGCUAUCAUGCUAGGUUGUGGUACAGUGGUAAAGAUAUUAGAACAGAGUCUGGUCUGGAACUAACAGUAGCACGAGAGUCUUCCUGCACAGAAAAUAGCUUCUUUACAGAAGAGGAGUUUUACCCACACCCAGGGUUAUCCUGAGAUUCUGUGCCAGUUCCAUAAACGACUAUGCCAACUUUGUAAUUUUCAUCUAAAAUAGUUGGUCUAACUGGCCUUUAAAAUGGUUGCUAGUGAGUCUUCCAUCUUUUCCAUGUUUUCUAAGAUGAAUUUUAGAGUUCUGAAAAAUGAACAAACAUGGUGAGUUGUGUUUGUUUUGCUUUUUUUUUCUCAAAGUGAGUGAUGGGAGAAAAAGCCAGGAGAAAAUUACAAGUGGAACUCAGUUAUUUAUUAACAAAGAUGGCACAUGUCAAAUUCAGAUUCUUCCCCUACUUACUAAAACAUAUUUGCAAGAACUGUUAAAUUACUCAAGAAAUUAAGAAAUAUCCAACUGCCUUUGAAUUCUGCUAAUUAAGGUUGUUUUAAAAAUAUUUCCUGCCAUCCUAAAUAGCAGUAUGAUAGUAAUAAUAAUCUAUGUUGUGGAAUUCUUGAUUCCUUUUCCAGUCUAGUUGCUUUUCCUGUCUGCAAAGCUUUUACAUCCAGGGGGUGCCUGCCUCUCCAUAUGCGUAGGUUAGCAAAAUAGAAGAGAUGUUUUCUGUGACACUUUAUCACUGCCUCAUCCUCUCUCAGCGUUAGAAAAAAUUCUGGCAUUACAUUCAUAGACAAGGCCCAGUUCUUCCUGAGUUUCUCCCAUUAUUUGACUUGAGUUGCCAACCCUACUUCAGUUUAGGUUAUUUUUUUGUUUCUCUUAUUGAAUACAAAUAAGACUGCUUUUUGUAACCUUUUCUUUAUUACUUGGAUGGAAUGGCCUUAGAUCUUUGGCUUCUUUCAAAUCCAGACUUUUUAUUAGUAGAUAUAUAAAGCUUUUGACUACUUUAUUAUGCCUUCUAUGUUUAUGUUUUUUUAUUUUGUUUAAGGAGUACAACUUCUGUGGUAACUAGUGGAGUACUUGAAAUGUAAUCUGUAGGAGUGAAUCUGACACUUUGAGAUGCAAGGAUUAUGUUUAUUUAUU